This is a messenger RNA of Hyalella azteca, 560 nucleotides long. RefSeq names its product endosome/lysosome-associated apoptosis and autophagy regulator 1-like. The annotation marks the transcript as partial. The record is from RefSeq and is a predicted model, not a curated record. The transcript has 4 exons. Lineage: Eukaryota; Metazoa; Arthropoda; Malacostraca; Amphipoda; Hyalellidae.
AUGGAGGUCGGGCGGAUCUCUUUCACCUUCCAGCUCGACUGCUCCUCAGAGUGCGAGUUCGUCUUCAUGGAGGGGUCAGCCAAGAAGGGCGUCACUAUCCUGCAGAGCUGGACAGGUCAACAGCCUCGGCAGUUCUACAGCUACCUCGUCAGGAGGAACGACUCCUUCACCUUCUCCUGGGCCUUCCAGAAGGUUUCGUGGGAGAAGAGCUACUUGCGGCCGAGCUCGUCGCGCCGGUACGAAGGCGACGUCGCUAAAAUAUUCAACAUCAACGUCACCAACACCGUUGACGGGGGAGCCUCCACCUGCCUCCCCUGUCCCCAGGUGGGACUUUCGUCUCCUGUAAGACCCCAAGUUCAUCCCGUGACGCAAAUGUCGACGCGCGCAUGCGAGGACGGGCGGCGCAGUACGGUGACGGUACGGUGCGCGCUGGAGGAGUCCGGUCAGGGGGCCGUGACGCUGCCCAAGCGCUGCCCCGACGGCACCUGCGACGGCUGCAACUUCCACUUCCUGUGGGCCACGCCCUACGGCUGCCCCAUCUGCUCCCCAACCGACCUCAU